UCCUCCACCAGAGCGCCAAGAAAGACGACCGCAAAUCGUUGUCCAAAACAAAAAUUCCAACGAUUUUCUGCUCGCCAUCGAAUCGUUUUGCAUCUGUUGAUAUUUCGAUUUAUUUUAGUUCUAAACGAGUUUAAAUCAGAAAAAGUGCAUAAUUCAGUUGCAAAGCAGUCCUAGUUCAACUUGGGAAACCGCCAAACAUCGUCGUUUUAUAGGAAUGCAUUGCUUCUGAGAUCUGCAGCUGCAUAAUGAGUGCAUUCGAGGUGAAAGUGACACCAACCCGACCGGCCGCUCAGCCGAAACGGCGCACGGAAUCACGCGAACCGACGCUGGUUCUGCUGGGCCCCUUCACGCCCAAAGCAACGGUCAUUUUCGAUGGGGUUCCCAUCGGGAAAUCUGCGCGCCGCCAGCUGGUCGUUAGGAAUCCGUACGAAGAGGAAAUUAAGGUGCUCGUAACUAAAAUACCGAAACCAGAAUUCAACCUGGGACUAGAAUGGACAUCACAAAACAUUCCAGCAGGAGAAGAAUGCCAGAUGGAAUUGGCUUGGAAUCCCAUCAAAAUGAUUGCCAGCAAAGAAGUGCUGCAGAUGUGCGACAGUUUUGGAAACAAAAAAGAUAUCGCCCUCAUUCUCAAAUCUAUUGAACUGAAAAAGGCUCCGAUAGUGAAAAAGCCAGUGAUGAAGCAUCAACCAAUGCUACCAAAAAAGCUAAAACUGAAAUCCCCGUCACCACCUAAAGCAGUAUUGAAGCGCCAUUUGCUGACCAAGAAGCGAGAAUCUCCUAUACGAAAAUCUUUUGCAUCGCCUCCGCCAGUCGUCAGGCAACCUCCACCGCGCAUUAACGUUUUGCAAUCGAGCAAUGCAUCGAACAUUUUCAGUUCCAGUGCGUUCAACUUCUCGAAAAUUACGGACACAAUUCCAGCGAAGGGUAGGUCCGGCAAAGAAAACGUCAGUCCAGUCACCCCAGAAAACGCCUCAAAGUUAUUCAGCAAUCUAAAAUUCACACCAUCGAAUUCACAUUCCAAUCUGUCGUAUCUCGCCGAUCUGCCCACUCCGGUGAAUUUUCUCAAAGUAGACGACAUCCGGUUAGACAAACCCAACCUCGUUCGAAAGCGACUCAGUAUUUCGCCGGAAAUCAACCUGGACGACGGAGAUAUCACAGAACGUAUUUACACCGAGCAAAGCAUGUUGGCCAUGAAGGAAACUCCCAAAUCGUGCGUCGCUUACAAUCAAAUGCACCCGGGACGAAAGCAUGAACUAACUCUCACUCCGACAAACGCAACAAGGAACGAUUUUGACCCCAACUUUUUCUCAACCGUGACGAAACAGGUCCAGUCGGGGAAAACCUAUGUCAUGAUUGACGAAACCAUGACCAAGGAUUCGAACAAACAACUAGACUAUUCCCAUGAUUUGGAACUUACCGAAUUAGAACUCAAAGAACCACAAAUGCCAUCAUCUCGGUCCGCGAAAACGGACUCCCCUUGCAACGAAAUCCAGUUGGUGUUCCUUUCCAACUUGGAAGCGGCAUUUCACGACGGAACGGAACAACCUAAAAUUAUGAACAAAACUCAAACCGUGUCGCCGUACGCCUCCAACCAACAGCUCUCGAUGAUUGCGGAGGAGAGUUCCCGGGAGCUGGGUGUCACCUAUCACACAGGCCGUGCCAGCGAGGAGCAUCAACUCCAGCAAAAAACGUUCAAAAUUAUCAGUCGCGAAAAUUUGACCAAAUCCAAUUCCGACGACAACAUCGUGCAAAAUGUCACCAUGGACAUGAAGCGGAAGCAGCAGCAGGGUUCACUGCCCAACCUAAAUAUGGCGGCUGGGUAUGACGAAGAUGAUGGCGAGGCACGGAUGAUGUUCAAGGCGCACGAAAUCCGGGCUCAAUCCAGUCGGUUCAAUCUGCACGAAAUCAGUCGCCGCAGUGACGAAAUGUUGCCACCCGGAUCCAAGCGACAGUUGGACAGCAGUCUCGCUUCGGUGGAUCUGCCGGAUGAACUCAAUUCUGGGGCGACGGCGGUGGUCAUUUCUCCACCCAAGAAGAGCAAAUUGAUGCAAAUGACGACUUCGGUGGGUUUCAUACAAAAGAAUUCUGUGGUUUCCGCUGCAUCUAGCAGUGGUUUGGGUGCAGCCGGUAGGAGUUCAGCAACAGGACCAGCCAUGGCGAGGAAUCGAUCCAUGAGCACCUCGAAUAACAGAUCCGGCUUUCAGGUUCCAAAAGCCGCUGCGCCUCGGUCCCUCUCACUAAAACGGGUACCCGCCCUCACCGUACCUUCCAAAAAACUGCCCCUCGAAGAAAAACGUGUCUUCCUGUUCGACUCGGAGCAUCAUCUCAAGACACUCAUCAACCCGGACCCGUUCGCGGCGACGACAACAUGCGACCCUUUCUUGACAACCACCAUGUAUCUGGACGAGAGAGCCUUCGAAAAGUACGAACGACAGCUGAAAAAAUGGCUCAACGCAUUAGUGACGAUUCCGGCCGAUUUGGACACGGAACCAAACAAACCGUUGGAUGUCGGGAAGCUGUUCGACGAGGUUAAGGGUAAGGAGUUGACUCUGGCUCCGACCAAGGAACUGAUUUCGUCCAAUUACUACAAAAACCGACUCAACCAGCUGAGAAGCGCCGGAAUUUCGUUAUACCUCAGCGAAAAAAUCGCCGAACCGCUGCGCAAGGUGCGAUCGGCCAUCGAGAAGAAAACAAUGACCCUGCGGACGGAUCGAGAUUUGCAUUUGGAUCUGGUACUGCAACGGAGCGUUCUUGAACUUUUGCUCUGUUUCAAUCCGUUGUGGCUGAGACUGGGCUUGGAGAUCACUUUUGGAGAGCAAAUAGAGCUACAGUCGAAUCGCGACGUGAUCGGAUUGAGUACGUUCAUCAUUAACCGCCUUUUCCGCGAUCGGUAUAUGGAAGUUAAGAAUUCGAAAGCGUACAGUUUAUCCCCUUCGUAUGCGGAGCACAUGAAAAAGUUUACAUUCCGCAUGUUCUUGUUCCUGUUGUUUUUCUUGGACACUGCUAAAAAUCAACGGUUGAUCAAGCACAAUCCGUGUUUGUUUGUUAAGAAUGCUCCUUAUAAGGAAACCAGGGAAAUCCUGAUUAGGUUUUCGUCACACUUGAUUGCCGGAAUCGGGGACAUAACGAAGCAUCUGAAACGAUUUGGGUACGUUCUCACGCAUAAGCAAACUUAUCUGGACGAGUUCGAUUACGCGUUUGAAAACUUGGCACUUGAUUUGCGCGACGGAAUUCGGUUAACUCGUGUAAUGGAAAUCAUCUUACUUCGGGAAGAUUUGACUCAGAACCUGCGGGUGCCGUCGAUAUCGCGGCUACAAAAAGUGCACAACGUAAAUCUGGCUUUGAAAGCGCUCGAAGAUGCGGAAUAUCAGAUUACGGGUGACAUCUCGGCGAAGGACAUCUGCGAUGGUCAUCGGGAGAAAACCCUUUCGCUGAUGUGGCAGAUUGUGUACAAGUUCCGCGCUCCAAAGUUUAAUGCGGCCGCCAAUGUGAUUCGAAACUGGUGGAAGCGGAACUGGUUGAAGGUGGUGAUUAGCAGGCGGAUUGAAGAGAAGCGUAGGAAGAGACGCGAGUUGGCGGCCGUGACGAUUCAGGCUGCAUGGCGUGCAUACCGAACGAGGCAGCAGUUCCAGCAGAUGCGAGAGGAGAAACUGAAGGCGGUUGUUAUUUUGCAGAAAUAUUCACGAAGAUAUCUCGCCCAGAAGCACACGGCCCAUCGCUACUCAUCCAUUCUACGCAUCCAGCGUUGGUGGCGUUCAGUACGACAAACACGCUACGACCGGCAGCAUUUCCUCGUGCAACGGAAAUCAGCCAUCGUGCUACAAACGAGCUUCCGGCGGAACCGCCUUGCCCGACAAAUUAUGGCAGCGUCGCUGGUUAUUGCCGAUUUGAAGGCACAAGCUCGCUUGCGGCACGAGAAGGCACUGGUGCUACAGCGCUCGAUCCGAUCAUACACCAUCCACCGGAAGCUGCAACGGAUUGUGAUGGGAAUGGUGGCGUUCAACCGACGAAAGGCGGUGAAGUAUCGAUCAGCUGCCAGGAUUCAAGCGACGUUCCGAAUGUGGAAGCAGAGGAGCGAGUUUUUGCAGCUUAAAGAAGCAUGCGUUAAGAUUCAGAUGCGCUGGAGGGAAUGUUUGCUGGCUAGGAGGCAGAGGGAGUUGUAUUUAAGCAUGAAAGUAAGUGCAAUUUUGAUUCAACAAACGGUUCGAGGUUACUUCGUGAUGAAAGAAGCUGUCGCAGUGUAUCAGAAGCAGCGGGAAAGCAUCAUGUUGGUUCAGCGGACGUUUAGGGCUAAAUUGGAAAUGAGGCGUGUUAGGGUAGACUAUUUGCAGCUAAAGCAAGCAGCAAUUUGUGUCCAAGUUAGAUUUAGAGCUUUGGUUGCAAUGAGAAUACAGAGGAAUGAAUAUCAGCAGUUAAGAGUAGCAACAUUGAUUAUUCAACAAAGAUUACGCGCCCAGAACGCAAUGAAGGUAGAGCGCGAGCGAUUCGAGACAUUGAAAAGCGCUGUAAUUGCGAUCCAACGUCAAUUCAGAGCUCAAAUGGCGAUGCGAGAAGAGCGUGAUCGAUAUCAAUUGAUGAAAUCUUCAUGCAUUGUAAUACAGCAGCGAUUGAGAGCAACACUUUUAAUGAGGACGCAAAGAAUUGAAUUCUUGACGUUGCAAUAUCACACGAUUGUCAUUCAACGACAAUUCCGUGCCAAUGUGUUAGGAAGAAAACAACUACAACAGUAUUUGAAGAUUAAGGCAUCUGUGAUUCUUAUUCAACGGAAAUUACGAGCAACUAUCCUUGCUCGAAAAGUGCAGCUUGCUUAUCAAACUGAGAGGCAGGCAGCAAUCAAGAUCCAGAACUACUGGAGAGCUAUCCAGCUGAAACGAAAGACUCGUGAGAACUAUUUGGAGAAACGCUUAGCUGCGGUCAAGAUACAAAGGUAUUUCCGUGGAUAUUUGCUGACCAAACACACUCAAACUUCAUUUGUUGGCCUUCGUAAUGCAACGAUUCGGCUGCAGCAGCGAUAUCGAGCAAACAAGUUAAUGCAAAAACAACGUCUGGAUUACAUGCAACUUAUUGAAGCAGCAGUCGUGAUUCAAAGACGAUAUCGUUCUCGACGGGUAGGUCUUCAGCAACAAAUCGAAUAUCGCCAAUUGAAGGCUGCAAGUUUGUGCAUUCAACGACGUUGGCGAGCGGUUCUCGAAAUGCGAAUAGCUCGUACGAAGUAUUUGUGUAUUAGAAAGGCGACUAUCGUCAUUCAAACUCAUUUACGUGCUUAUCAAGCAAUGCGAUUAGCGCGGGUGGAAUAUCUUGAAACAAGAUCAGCUGUUGUGCGGAUGCAGCGCAAAUAUCGCGCAAAACGUGAGAUGGAACGUGCAUGUGGUCAAUAUUUGAACUUAAAAAGUGCUACGAUAGUGAUUCAGCAGUACUUCCGAGGAUAUUUAGAAAUGAAGCACCAAAGAGAGUCCUUUAUUCAAAUGAGAAGUGCUGCUCUAUGUCUUCAAACGCGAUUCAAGGCGCUAAAACAAAUGAAACUGCAAAGGACGUUAUAUUUGAAUCAACGUUCCUCCGCCAUCAUCAUUCAGCGCUAUUUCCGGGGCUACCUGGCCAUGAAGCAACGUCGUAAUCAUUUCUUACAGAUAAGACAAGCUUCUUUGGUGCUUCAAUCUCGUUAUAGAGCCAAAUUGGCUAUGCUGAAAGAGAAGCGAGAAUACGAAUCUCUUAGAAUAGCAGCAAUCACGAUCCAGCGCAAAUGGAGGGCUACCCUGACAAUGCGACAGCUACGAAGCUCAUACCAAACCAUGAUCAAAGCUGCUAUAACUAUCCAAAUACACUAUCGAGCCUACAGACUCCGGCUGCUCGAUCAGCUAAGUUACCGAAUGUACCGAAGCGCUGUUAUCGUGGUCCAGCGUCGCUUCCGCGCCAAAAUUCUCGCUCGCCUUGAAUACGCCCGCUUCCAGCGGCUCAAAGUAGUCACCCUGCGCCUUCAAACCCACUGUCGUGGCUAUCUCGCCCGUCAAGCCUUCCUCCAGAAGCUCACUCCCGAGUACCUCGAACGACGCCAACGGGAAAACGCGGUCAAGCGCAUACAAGCCUGCUGGAGAGGGUACCAGCACCGGCGACAUCACCAAACCGUCACGAUGCGUGACGUAGCUUUGCGGAUGAUCGCCAGCCGGCGGGAGGCCGUCAAGGAUCCCACGAAGCGGGUCAGCAACAUUCUUCGAUCCAGCAUGAAAUUCAUGCAAACACGCUUCGCCGUGCACGAGGCCAUUAAGGUGCUUCUCCGGAUAGAGCAAAUUUCACGCACGGUACCCUACUUGCUGGAAAGAGACGCGAUAUUCCUGGCCACGUUCUGUUACGGAACCAUGGCGCAGGCCAUCCGAUCCGAGCUGGACAAGCAGCUGAUAGAAAUUUGCGCCAGAAUCAUCCUCAACCUGGCGCGAUUCGAGGGGACGAAAAAAGAUGCUUUCCAGGAAAACGGUCUGGUUACGGUGUCCCAAAUGCUUCUGCGCUGGUGUGACAAGGAAUGUGCCAUUUUCAACACCCUUUGCACGCUGCUGUGGGUCUUAUCGCAUGACGCCCAUAAGCGAAAUGCGAUCCGGCGCUAUAUGAUCUCGCGCGAAGCUAUCUACAUGCUACGAGAAACGAAAAAACUUGUUCAGCGUAAGGAGAACAUGCGCAAGAAUGUCAAGAAGCCGGUGGGUUGUCUUGCGCCACCCGAUCCCACCCUGUUGCGCAUGGAACCGGCUCUGGAACCGGACUAUGGGGUGAUACGUAGCAAGCCGUACGUUUUCUACUCGUCGGUGUUCGCAUUCGAUACCGUGCUGAAUGUGCUGGAUGUGGAUAUCUCGUGAGUAGUAUCGUGUAUGUAUCCUCCUAAUUUCGAUUGUAGGUAACAGUUUAGUGUUAAAUUGCAUUUAAUUUUAUUACUACAUUUUAUUGUUAUAGCAGGCAGUGACAAUAAUGGACGUUUUAUUAUAAUAUAACUCAAAAUUAGGCACAGAA
Molecule: messenger RNA, 6993 nt
Organism: Armigeres subalbatus
Lineage: Eukaryota; Metazoa; Arthropoda; Insecta; Diptera; Culicidae
Gene: asp
Product: protein abnormal spindle
Exons: 7
Coding region: 246-6842 (2198 amino acids)
Biological process (GO): spindle organization; establishment of meiotic spindle localization; mitotic cell cycle
Cellular component (GO): spindle pole
Molecular function (GO): calmodulin binding
Source: RefSeq, a predicted model, not a curated record